Messenger RNA from Ictalurus furcatus (blue catfish), 2148 nucleotides. RefSeq lists its product as uncharacterized. NCBI's taxonomy places the organism in Eukaryota, Metazoa, Chordata, Actinopteri, Siluriformes, Ictaluridae. Bases 16 to 2148 code for a protein of 710 amino acids. The record is from RefSeq and is a predicted model, not a curated record. The transcript has a single exon.
AUUUUAUCAUUUUGUAUGAAUCUUGUGUAUUCUGUUUACUAUUUUUUUUAUAUUAGGAACAAGGAAGCCAUGGAUUCCCAAAUUGCAAAGAAAAAUCAAAGCCUCACCACAGCAGAGGAGAUGAGAAACCAGACCAAGCUUGUGAUGCAGCCGUACGCCAACUGGGAGGAGUAUCUGACUCCUGCUCCACUCUCCAUAGCCAUCCUGGGAGAGCUGGUCUUCAUCUCCUCUAAAACAGAUUUCUCCAUUAACAAGAACCCACCUAAAGAUGGCUACAAGUACAUCAGAUACCCAGAUUCAUUUCGUGCCUGCCUCAUGCAGGUGUGUAACUCCGGCUGGGGGGCUUUCAACGGGGCCCAUAAGAACAUGGAUCAGAUUAGACUCCACACCAUGGCAGUUCCAGAUUAUAUGAAGACGGCUGUGAAGAUCCUGUUUAAAGGCAAUGAUGAGGUUGUACAAGCCCACCUCCCUGAUCAGCUGGAGAACAUUCGUGUCAUUGCAGAUGACUGUCUUGAGUUGGCCAAUGCAACAGAAAAGCGGUUCACUGAUGUCAUCAAUAUUAUCCAAGAACUGCUGGAAGCAUGUGUAAAUGCUGAGCACUUUUAUGGGGAGGAGCUGGAUGCUGUCAAGAAAAAACUGGAUGAGGCCAAGAUGAGGAAAGAGUCUUCAGAAGAAGCUGCUAAACGCUCAGAGAAGGCAAUGAAAGCCAUGGAAAAGGAACUGAAGCAAGCACAUGAAAUUUACAACAAAGCAAUGGAUUCACUACCCAAUGGAUGGGACAUGAUGGGUAUGGAUCUUGUUGCAGGCUUGACUGAGAGCAUCAACACUCUUGUUGUUGGACUAACAACCAUGGAAUAUCAUCCGAAGAACCAAAUCUGUAAUGGUAAAAAACAAAUGUUUGGUCAGUUACAAAGGCCUUGUCAGUUACAACGGCCACAUUCUGCUGCUGAUAGUAUUGAUGAAAUCAAUAUUUAUAGCAAGUCUGCAGAAAUCCUAAAAUGCACAGAGAACAUUCAGAAGUUUGUGAAGGAGAACAUGAUUAACUGGAAAGACUUGUAUGAUCAAAAGAAUAAAGCUACAGUAACAGAUUUCCAGAAAGGACAGUUUACCAGAAUCAAGGAGAGUUUAAAAGAAAUCCUAACGGGCUAUGCAAAAAGCUAUGUGAUGAAGCUUUGUGAUGAAGGUAUUAGCAUCUGUGCAGAGCUAGCAAUGUAUGCACCAGAGGGGAAAUGUGAAGAUGCCAAAACAGAGGAGCUGAUCGAAAGGAUCAGAAAACUAACUGAGUCAGCUCGCAUUUUCGACAGCAAAAGUAAAGACAUCACAAAGUCUCCUGCCCUGGCACCCAAACCACCAAUGAUGUAUAAAGAAGAAAGUAAAUCUGAGACAAUGAGCGCUUCACAAAGGGCAUCAGACAAUGCUAGGUUCCGCAUAGAGCAGAGCCGCACUCAACUUGACAAGACCAGAGAGACCUAUGAGAAAAGUGUAGAGAACAUGGAGAAGAACCAAAAGGAGCUGACUGAUAUCCUGAUCACCAUGAGGAACUGUGAGGUCAAAGAGAUAGACUUUAACACCACCAUAAAAAUGCUGGUCAAAGGUAUGGAUGCCAUGGGGAGAGUGAAGGAGCAGUGGGAGAAGAUGGUUCGCUUCUUUCAGAUGGUUUCCAACAUUGUGAAAACCAGCCUGACCAGAACCCUUAAGGAUUUUGUCUCCACAUCUGAGAAGACACAAUCACUUUCAUACAACUCAAAGCUCUUCUCCAAGGAUCUGCUCUACAAUCAAGCCUUUCAAGCCACUAACAUUGCCAGCCUUGUCAACAUGAUUGCUACAACCUACACCGAGGUGUCCACCAAGCACCUAAUGGAUCGUGUCAGCUCUCUGGGGAAACUGAUGGCCAUGGACAAGGAAAAGCCAGAGUUUCAUUCUGAACGUCAGCAGUUACAGAAGUCCUGUGAUGAGGCUCAGAAAGCCAUCUUACGCCUUGUGCUCAAGAAUAAGGAUGAGUUUGAAAGGAAGAGUGAUGCAAGACUGGAGAAGAUUGACAAAGAGUUACUUGCCAUUCUUCCAGCUGCUGCUCCAGAAGAGACAAAGAGCAUUCAAGCAGCAGUUAAAAGUGGAUUCACAGAGGAAGAGGAAGAAGACUACGCCUGA